AAACUGGGAACCAAUGCAUCAGGAAGACAUGGAGCAGCUGAAACAAGCACUCACGUCCGCACCCGUACUCAUCUUAGCAGACCCCGAACGCGACUACGUCAUCGAAGCUGACGCCAGCGACCAGGCAGUGGGAGCAGUCUUGAUGCAAGACCAGGGGAAUAGACUGCAACCAAUUGCCUACCUCAGCAAAAAAUUACACGGAGCAGAACUCAGCUACCCGAUACACGACAAGGAGGCCCUGGCUAUCAUAAUUGCCUUCAAAUCAUGGAGAUGUUAUAUCGAAGGACGCAAAACAACAGUCUACACCGAUCAUUGCAGCCUAAAAUAUUUGAAAACAAAACCAAGCCUCUCCAGGCGACAGGUUCGAUGGAUCGACUUCGUCAAGACGCACUUCCACUACAACAUCGUGUACAAGCCUGGCCAUAAAAACAAAGCAGAUGCACUUAGCCGGCCUGCACACGAGACAGCACAACUCUUUGUUCGCUACAUCAUUUCACAACAUGGCAUUCCAACCACACUCAUCUCCGACCGAGACCCUAAGUUCACCAGUAAAUUCUGGAAAGAACUGAUGUCUCUACUCGAACCAAACUCGCCAUGUCAUCCGCAUACCAUCCGCAGACAGAUGGACAAACCGAGCGCCUCAACCAAAUUGUGGAGCAACUCCUCCGCACAGCCUGUAAGGACAAAAUCUCCAAGUGGGACUUGCAUCUGCCCAUCCUGGAGUUUGCCUACAACAAUACUACUCACGCCGCUACUGGACAGACGCCGUUCUUCCUCUGUUAUGGACGACACCCACUCAUACCUCAACAGCCAAACAUACCAGCCACA
This is a messenger RNA of Closterium sp. NIES-67, 828 nucleotides long. The record is from the annotation of a GenBank genome assembly. NCBI's taxonomy places the organism in Eukaryota, Viridiplantae, Streptophyta, Zygnematophyceae, Desmidiales, Closteriaceae.